CAUCUGAUUUCCCUCUUUAAUGCAUUGACCUAUUCACCUUUUAUGUCUGAAUGAACAUUAAUACUAUUAAAUCAAAUAAUAUGUAAAAUCAAAAUAAUAAUCGUUCCCUGUCGAUUACAAGCAAUUGUACUUAAGAUUCAUCAAGGGUUAAAAAACUCAUAUGUCCAAUGUUAAAAGGACACGAGGAGAAAAAAAAAUAUUUUGCUAAAAAACCAUAUAUACAUGGAUCGACAUGAAAGAAAUGUUCACAUGAUGAAGUGCGAAAUGAAAGGCAUAUAUCUGUGCUUCUUACUUUGGAAUAUUACAACAGGUAGCAAUACGUCUUGUUUGAACUGUGUGUGUGCGUACAAUGAGGACCUUUCUGGGAUUCGGGAUUCCCAGAUCCGGUUUUCUUUGUAUGGUUUGAUAUCUUCCUUCUGCACACAGGCAGGAUGUCGAACCGCUGGAGCCGAGGAUACUAAUCUGAUCUCCGAUUGCUCGUCUAAUUCACAGUCAAAGACACCUGCAUGCGUGGUAUGUGACGGAACUCUCACGUUUUCGUCAAAGUCAGCACCAGAGGCUGUGCAGAGGUUGAUUCAAGUAACGUCAUCACGUCAUGCAAACAAUAUACAAAAACCGAUUGGACGACUCUACCGUUGUUCCAGAGAUUAUCAACUUUUCAGGAAGCUUCCAAUGAGGGUUUUUACAGCGGUUCUGUCUGUUACAACGUCUUAGCAAAGUAUUCAAAGGGACUUUCAGUACAUCAAAACUGUAAAUAUUUUGAAGUCGUUCAAUUUUUUGUUUUGAAUGUAUUGUUUUUUAAAAUGCUUUAAAUUAUCAUAUCAUUUACUUUGAUGUUAAGUAAUGUUUUAAGAUAUAUGUAAGGACAUUUCGAAUUUAACUAACAUAAACAAAUGCUCGUCAAGAAGAACGUUUAUGGAACCUAUGUAAAAGCCAACCAUACUGGCGUAAAUCACAGUAUAAAACAUGUUAAAUAUAAUGUUCAGGUUGUUGAUUUUGUUAAUUUUAUACAAUCUUUAAUAUUUAAAUAAGGUUAGCGUGAGUUAUCCCUCUUUGUCGAUUUUUUUUUCUACGAAACAUAUCUUUAAACUAUGUAUAAUGUAUUAAAUGGACGUCUAAUCCCCGUAUGUUUUGCCGUUUUAGUAGAUGAUGUAUUUCAACCUCAAAUGUAUCUUUAUCAAAAGAUGCAGUCAUCAACUUGAACAACAACAACAACAACAACAAAUUUAGUUUUCGCUCAUCAGAACAAAACAAUGCUAAUGACACUUUUUAAAUCUAACAAGUCACCUAGAGUAGAAUCUAGUAUAAUGAGACUAAUCAUAAUAUAAUUAUGUAUCCAUUUAAAAUACAAUUGCUAUACGUUUUAUUAGCUGUAAAUGGUUUGCUUAUUCCAAAACAAAUUUUCUCUAAUAUGGUUAUAACAUAAGUUAUGAAUGAACACAAUUUUCAAAUUAUCUUUAUUUCAAAUUAUGUUAUCAAAACACACAAAACAGAAAAGAUAUUGUUUAAUUAAUCGAUAAUUCAGUCACAUCUAGUCGUAGAAAAUCCUAUGAUUGUCGAAUAUGAAAAUAAUCAUGUCAUUUAAUGAAUAAAAGUACAAAUACAUUAAUGUUCCUGCUUUUUAUCAUAUUUCAACAACAAAUAUUUCAAAAAAAUAAAUAAAAUAAGAAAAAAUGUGAGAAAAUGUUUAUUAUGAUCCAGAAAUGUAAAAUGCUUAAUUAUGUUAAGAUAAUUACCAAUGUACGAAGAAAUGGUAAGAUAAAUUGUAUGUGUAGU
Molecule: messenger RNA, 1776 nt
Organism: Magallana angulata
Lineage: Eukaryota; Metazoa; Mollusca; Bivalvia; Ostreida; Ostreidae
Exons: 3
Coding region: 223-714 (163 amino acids)
Source: RefSeq, a predicted model, not a curated record